Messenger RNA from Protopterus annectens (West African lungfish), 3914 nucleotides. RefSeq names its product limb development membrane protein 1 like (gene LMBR1L). Lineage: Eukaryota; Metazoa; Chordata; Ceratodontiformes; Protopteridae. Gene Ontology annotation, molecular function: transmembrane signaling receptor activity. The record is from RefSeq and is a predicted model, not a curated record. The transcript has 16 exons. The coding region runs from base 1 to 2256 and encodes 751 amino acids. Gene Ontology annotation, biological process: receptor-mediated endocytosis; signal transduction.
AUGAAUGAUCUUUCUUUGGAUCCAUCUGUUAGGGUUAUGAAGCCCGACAAAGGCGGUGGCAUCGUACUUUUUGAUGCCACCGCAUAUAGUGCCUCAAUAUACAACAUUCUUCAUGAGUCUGGCAAUUAUGAAAUUUCUUCUCUCAAUGAGCUUAAUAUUGCCUAUAGGAAAAUCGAGAUGUGCUUAGAGGAAUACCUACUACAUCAUAGAAUUACUAGAGAUCUUUUUGAUUUUAUGAAGGUGGACAACCCUGUUUUAGCCACAAUAGUAGGCAUUCCCAAAGUUCAUAAAGACCACUUGAAUCCCCCACUACGCCCUAUAAUAUCGGGCAGCAAAUCUAAAACGUUUCCUUUAGGUGUGGUAAUAGAUCAUACUCUGAAAUUCAUUUACAAUAAGUUGAGUCAUAUGGUUAAAGAUUCAUGGGAAUUUCUUCGUAAUUUCCCGGUGAAUAUUCAGCAGGACCAGCUAAUAUUUUGUUCUAUUGACGUGGUAGAUUUGUUCAGCUGCAUUCCUUGGGAAGAAGGACUAGAAGCUUUUUCUAGCAGUCUGAGAAAAUAUUCAGAGUUGAGUUGGGACAAGAUUUCCUUACUGGUAGACCUCAUGAGUAUAGUUAUAGAGAACAACUUCAUAUUUUUUGAGGGGGAAAUCUUCAAGCAAGCCAGAGGUGUAGCCAUGGGAGCAGCUUGUGCUCCCAUGUUUGCUAAUCUGGUAAUGCUUGAUUGGGAGGAGAAAUGUGUGUUUAACAGUACUUUUUAUCAUCAUAUUGCCUACUAUUCCCGUUACCUGGAUGAUAUUUACAUCCUGUGGAAAGGAAGUACAGAAUUGUUUGAUUCUUUUAUGUCACAUCUAAAUGAUAGUAGCAACUAUUUGAAGUUUACUGCUACAAAAAACAACACAGGGUGGCAUAUCUUGAUACGUAUAUCCUUGGAAAAUGUUGACAAUGAAGAUGCGACAGUCAAUCGAAUUGCGUUGUGGAUGUGCACCUUUACACUGGCAGUGUCUGUGGGAGCUGUCCUGCUGCUCCCAUUUUCAAUUGUCAGCAAUGAGAUCUUGCUGUCCGUGCCACAGAACUACUACAUCCAGUGGCUGAACUGUUCUCUCAUUCAUGGAAUGUGGAACCUUGUUUUCCUGUGUUCAAAUGUCUCUUUGGUGUUUCUGAUGCCAUUUGCAUAUUUCUUCACGGAAUCGGAGGGGUUUGCGGGAUCAAGAAAAGGAAUCAUGGCUCGAGUGUAUGAGACUUUUGUGAUGCUUCUACUGCUAACACUUUUAGUUCUGGGCAUCGUCUGGGUGGCUUCUGCAAUUAUUGACAGUACAGCUAGCAAGGAAUCUCUGUAUGAUCUCUGGGAAUUUUAUCUGCCUUAUUUGUACUCGUGUAUUUCUCUCUUCGGAGUUUUGCUGCUAUUGUUGUGUACACCAUUUGGUCUGUCUCGGAUGUUCACUGUUACAGGGAAGCUGCUUGUUAAGCCCAGGCUUUUGGAAAACCUAGAGGAACAGUUGAACUGCACACACUUUGAAGAGGCAGCAUUAUGCAGAAAAUUAAAUGGUCAUACCUCAUGUUGGUUAAACUUCAGCUUGGAAACACUGAAGAGACGUUUUCUUGCCAUACAGGCCAGGAGAAUUGCACUUGAAAUGCGACAGAGAGCAUCCCCCUUGCAGCGGAAUCUAGGAUAUCCACUGGCCAUGCUACUUCUUUUGAUACUUACGGGUAUUUCAGUCUUAGUCGUUUGCUUCCAUGUUCUGGAACUGCUUAUUGAUGAAGCUGCAAUGCCAAAGCUUAGAAGGGAUCCCAUUUUGGGGAAAACCUCAUUUUCCAAGCUUGGUUCCCUCGGUGCCGUAAUGCAGAUUGUGCUCAUCUUCUACCUGAUGGUGUCAUCUGUUGUUGGAUUCUACAGCUCCCCUUUCUUCGUCAAACUUCUGCCAAAGAAACGGAACACAACUAUGACAAAGAUUAUUGGGAACUGUGUCUCUCUAUUGGUCUUGAGUUCUGCACUGCCAGUCUUCUCACGAACACUUGGAAUUACAAGUUUUGACCUUUUGGGGGACUUUGGACGCUUUAACUGGCUUGGAAAUUUCUAUAUUGUCUUCCUAUACAACAUGCUGUUUGCCAUCCUCACGACACUGUGCCUAGUGAAGAAAUUCACCAGAGCUGUCCAGGCAGAGCUUAUCCGAGCUUUUGGUUUGGAUAAGUUGCCACUACCUGUGUCCCGUGUCAGUUGUUCCAUUAAGUUAAAUCCAGCCAACGGCAAGCUCCAGUGAUGUUAACGCACACAGCAUCAGUCCAUGUUGUUCCUAAUGUAAGAAGAGAACUCUUCAAUUGAAAAGAGCUUUGUUUUGAUGGGACAAUCUCAGAACAGCUCGAGUUCAACCAUAAAUUACAAUAAUUCCCUUUUCCUUAAUUCAAGGCUGCAUGAGGAACAGGUAUUCUCAAUGGGAUUUACCCAUCACAGAGACACUUUACCUAAGAUGCAACAAACACCGAAGUUAUAUUAACUCUGAUAGCAGAUUUAGUUGUGCCUAUCUCAGUGGAUCAACAACUAGAAGCUGAAAUUUGAAAUCACUCAGGUGAGCUGUGAAAUUAGCCAGAAUUUGCAGAGCACAAUCUAAAAUAUUGAUCCUGAGGAAAGCUGGUAUUUUUAGGCACGCCAUUACAGAUGGAGAAACAACUGUGUACGAGCAAAAUAAGGACUGUGGACCUGUGUUAACUUGGUGCUGUCGGUGCAGCAUAGCAUGAAGUUCAUCUCACAGAAUGUUUGUUUAUUUUAACAUGUGAUCUAGAGACAUGUUGGCUGUUUUUGUUUCUGUUUUAAGAUCAAUCUUUAAAGCCAUGUUGAGUACUAAAUGCUUACUGCAGCUCACAAGGUGCAAGAGAUGCACAGUAAGUCUUAAUUCAUGUAGUUUAUUUCCCACUUCUAAACACAUUUAUAACUCAUUUUGCAUGCAGUUUCCUUUGUUUUACACUAGUGUCACUUUUUCAAGGGUGGACAUGACCUUCCACAUAUAUCAGAGUUUUAAAUGUAUUUUGGUAUUGCAGUCCAGCUUAUAAAAUUACAAUGUUUGCAAAAUGUCUUAAGCUGACUGACUUUUUCUAUGGUGCGUUUAAAAAAUGCUAUUCUCCUAUUCUAAGAAAUGUAUUAAAGCAUAUUGUUGCUUUAACUGGUGAAAAGGAGCUCCCCUGGAAAACUUUAUUAAGUGUGUAUUAUUACAUUUCUAAAAGUAGAUGCUGCACUGUGAGCAUAAACAGCAUAAAUUGAAACCCUGCUUCAAUUUUGUUCUUCUGUUAUCACACAGAUUGGACAUUUAAGUAUUCUGUAGGGCCAUUUACCUAGGCAAGCUAAUUGUGGUUUGCUGUGUUGGGGCAUGGUCUUUCCCAAGUCAGGUAAACUGAUCAGGACAAAAUACUUAAUGUCCCUUCUAUUACACUGAACCACUAAAGCCUUCAACAAAGCAACAUGUGAGCUGCACUGAGUGAGCUUGUGCAAUGGCUAUGCAAACUCUCUCAAUGUUUACAUUUUAUGUGCAAUACUAAGUGAAGAAAUAGACCGAAAUGUUAAUGUAAAUGUGUGUGUUCAUGUGCAGAUGUGAUUGUGUAGCUGUUUUAUUUUUCUGUGUGGUCUGUUAAUCAUUUUGCACAUGUCAGGUUUGAUGUGCAAUGCAGAUGGUUGAAACUGGUUCUGUUGUAUAUUACCAUGACAUGUAUGUGUGAUGUAAGGCUGUGUUAAUUAGCCACCACAGAAGUACACUGUGUUAAUUGUAAAUCAGCAUUGCACUGUUUUUUGUUUAAUUGUGAAAAUGUGUUCUGUCAUACUGUUGAAAAUCACAAGUAUUCAUGUCCUCUGUCACUAUUCUCUUCCAUCUCUUUGGAAAUAUUUCUGGCCCUGUUGUUGAAAUGAUAAAUAUUUGUUUUAAUCUUGAAA